AUGUCUCCACAAUCAGCCCGCGCAGAACUGACACUCGCCGACGCCGCCAAAUCAGGCGGCCCCGAAGAGGUCUCCAAAGAGACAAUGAUGGAUUUUUAUCUCCGGGGCCAGAGUUCUACAGCGAGUGUGGCAUGGGAGGGUUAUACGACGAUCAUAGUCACUCCUGAAGAUGUAGCUUUCUCCUCAGAGGAGGAGUUGAAGGAGGAGGAGGAGGAGAAGAUGCGCCAGAGGAUUUGGUAUCCUGUGCGGUAA
This is a messenger RNA of Parastagonospora nodorum SN15, 252 nucleotides long. RefSeq lists its product as hypothetical. Lineage: Eukaryota; Fungi; Ascomycota; Dothideomycetes; Pleosporales; Phaeosphaeriaceae. The transcript has 2 exons. The record is from RefSeq and is a predicted model, not a curated record. The coding region runs from base 1 to 252 and encodes 83 amino acids.